Messenger RNA from Phialemonium atrogriseum, 5716 nucleotides. RefSeq names its product histidine phosphatase superfamily-domain-containing protein. Lineage: Eukaryota; Fungi; Ascomycota; Sordariomycetes; Cephalothecales; Cephalothecaceae. Gene Ontology annotation, biological process: inositol metabolic process; inositol phosphate biosynthetic process. Gene Ontology annotation, cellular component: cytosol. Gene Ontology annotation, molecular function: inositol hexakisphosphate kinase activity; 5-diphosphoinositol pentakisphosphate 1-kinase activity; diphosphoinositol pentakisphosphate kinase activity. The record is from RefSeq and is a predicted model, not a curated record. Bases 403 to 5265 code for a protein of 1620 amino acids. The transcript has 5 exons.
UCCAGGCUUUAUGAACCAGAUUUCCCAUUCCCGUUUUGUGUGCUACCAUCCGAAUAUCUAGUGCCUGCAACCCUGCCGCCUCUCCUGGAGUGGAGGGGCAAUCCGCCCCAGGGGAAAAAAUAAUGAAAAACAGGGGCGAGAGAGGAACAAAAGGUCGAAAAAGAGCACUAAUAACGGGAACAGUACCCACUGACUUAAGUUGUUGCUCAGAUGCAUUGAAGUCCAUCUACUUCUAUGCUCCUGGCAACCACAAAUCCCCGACUGGCCAACAUAGUACACAGCCGUAUAGAAGGCCUAGACUCUAGCUGCUUUCUUGGCUUGGCUUGGUCCGGCGGUCAAGAUUGUGCCGCUCCCAACUUCUCCUCCGUUCUUCGUACGAUGUAGCAUCUGGCGUCGCCCGCCAUGGAAACUAACUCAGGCCGGGCCAGCGUUAGCUCGAGACGCUCUGUAGAUGCCGCUCCGCUCUACGGUUCCCCGUUGUCGCCACCGCAGCAGCCACAAGAGAGCUCCUUAUCCACCUCCCGCUCUCGGCCUUCCUGGUCCACCUCCCAUUCCCGCGACCUCUCCUCCUCCUCCUCUGCCUCAUUUACCAUCCCGACCCGGAAAAGCAGGCAUGCAGAGGCAGACACGACAGAGACCCACGCCGAGCGAGCCAGCCUAUCAAUGCCUCCGCCCAUCUCGCGGCCCCAAACCAAACAGCCCCAGGCAUUGAAGAGUCCUCGGUCGUCUCUUUCGCACAGCCGAAGUGAAUCGAUAACCUCGGAUUACUGGAACGAGGAUAUCGCGAUGGUGAAAGGGCUCCCCCCUCCCAGCUCGCUCUGCCAGAGGGAUUUCGCCAUAGAAGCCGACGACGUCGACACGCCCCGUCUGAUGCCCGGCUCAUACCCGGAGUCACCCCAGGCUCAGCAACGCAAUCUUCCCGAACCGGCGCUGAUGAGCAGCCGCUCGUCCUUCUCCGAUGCCGACCCCAGCAAACGCGUGAGCGUGGGCUCCGUAUACAGCCUAACCUCGGCGCGAGGCGUGCCCACCUCGGGUUCCUCCGUGGGCGGGAGCGACGGCAAUAGCGUCAACGGCACCGGAGCCGUACAGAGGUCCGUGUCCGGACUGAUGACUCCGCCGGGGGGGAGAGGACUGAGCUCCGCCGCCCAGUCGGAGGCGGGCUUGUCUAACAUCACGGUGACCACCGGGAGCCAGAGCUCUGCGACCGGGCAUCAUCUAGCCCCGCGCGAGUCGUAUGUUCCCCACCUAAACGAAGUGGUCAAGCGAAACCCCCCAUCGGCGGCGCCUGCAAGAGGGGCCGAUCCUACGAGCGCGCCGCGGCCCCAGCCAACCAGAUCACGGAGCCGGGCCAAGCGGAGGUUCAGCGGAGGAAGCACUGCGGCUAGUAGCCACAGUCCCAGCAGCGACCGGGCACUGCACAGAGGGGAGAGAGAGGAGAUCAAGCCGGCGCCAUGGGGCGUCAUCGGUGUCUGCGCAUUGGAUAUCAAGGCAAGAAGCAAACCAAGCAGGAAUAUCCUGAACCGGCUCAUUGCGAACCGCGACUUUGACGUCUGUGUCUUCGGAGACAAGGUCAUUCUUGACGAAGAGAUCGAAAACUGGCCCAUGUGCGAUUACUUGAUAUCCUUCUACUCCGAUGGCUUCCCCUUGGACAAAGCCAUUGCCUACGUCAAAGCCCGGAAGCCGUUUUGUGUCAAUGACGUCCCCAUGCAGAAAAUCCUCUGGGACAGGCGCCUGUGCCUCUGGCUCCUCGACGGAAUCGGCGUCCCAACCCCGCAGCGCUUGGAAGUCAACCGGGAUGGCGGGCCCAAGGUCCUCACGCCGGACGUUGCCAAGCACGUCAAGGAAACCAGCGGCAUCCCUUUCGAGCCUACGAGCCAGAUUCAAAUGCAAGCACCCAAAAGGGUUGAGCUCCUCGACGACGGUGAUGUGCUGUCGGUCGACGGCAUCCAGCUCAAGAAGCCCUUCGUAGAGAAGCCGACGAGCGGCGAGGAUCACAAUAUCAUCAUCUACUUCCCCCAGUCGGCGGGCGGCGGGGCGCGGAAGCUCUUCCGCAAGAUCGGCAACAAGAGCAGCGAGUUCGUGCCGGACCUCGUUGUGCCUCGCGCCAUCUCACAACCAAGCGAGAGUUUCAUCUACGAGAAGUUCAUGAGGGUCGACAACGCCGAAGACGUCAAGGCCUAUACCGUGGGGCCGUCGUACUGCCACGCAGAAACUCGCAAGUCGCCCGUCGUCGACGGCGUUGUGCGGCGCAACACCCACGGCAAGGAGGUCCGCUACGUGACCGGCCUGAGCGCCGACGAAAAGGAGAUCGCAAGCAAGAUUUCCACUGCCUUUGGGCAGCGCGUCUGCGGGUUCGACUUCCUCCGAGCCGGAGGCAAGAGCUACGUGAUCGACGUCAACGGCUGGAGCUUCGUGAAGGAUAACGACGAGUACUACGAUCAAUGCGCCAGCAUUCUGAAGGACAUGUUCAUCAAGGAGAGGUUGCGGAGAGGCGGCCCGACCCCACCGAUGCCCUCACCUGCUCCCUCGGAAAUCGAUCCCACGACGGCGCGCUCGUCGUUGUUAAGCAAGGACAAGGAGCCUAGUGCUGGUCUUGGGAUCCAAGGCAGAGCUCCCAGCGGCCCGUCCUCCGCCCCGUCCGCCUCGGUCGUGGAAGGCCCUUCAGAACCACAACCGUUGCAGACGGAACUUGGAACCUCGGUGAAAUCAGAGAGCGGCCUGAGUUCAAAAGUGCAGAGCAGCGGUACGAGUCCCCUGUUAACUCAGGGGUCGGUGGUCGAGAGCGUGCCGUCCACGGCGCCGUCUACAGUUCCGGCAACCCCUCGCGUCCUGUCAAAGGUAUGCAUUAGCGAGGAGAAUGGUCGGGACCAGACGCCGCCCCCGCCACCGCCCCCGAAACACUCUUGGAAGUUGAAGGGUAUGGUGUCCGUCAUCCGGCAUGCAGACCGUACCCCGAAGCAAAAGUACAAAUUCACCUUCCACACGGAACCUUUCAUCGAGCUACUCAAGGGCCAUCAGGAGGAGGUACUCUUGAUUGGCGAGGCAGCUCUUGGAAGUGUGAUAGAUGCGGUGGACCUGGCAAUGAUUGCCGGUGUUGAGGAUAGGGGCAAGCUCCGGGCGCUGCGAAAUGUGCUAGUGAAGAAGGGCGGCUGGGCGGGCACGAAGGUGCAGAUCAAGCCAAUGUUCCGGAAGAAGAAGACCGAGGAGCUGACUGCCCUCGAGGAGAAGGCCGUCAUGUCCGAGAACGAGAAGUCUCCCGUCUUGACACACAGGCAGUUGGGGGAUAAGAGUGAUGACAGUUCCAAGGAGGAUGCGGCCAAACAGCGCCAGCCCAAGCGCCAUGACUCCCUAUCCGGCGUAACCAUGUCCAAGUUCACGGCAGCAGAGAACAGUCUUGUUCUGGAUAAGCUCCAGCUGAUCGUCAAAUGGGGUGGUGAGCCAACACACUCGGCGAGGUACCAGUCGCAGGAGCUCGGCGACAACAUGCGCAACGAUCUGCUCCUCCUCAACCGGGACAUCCUCGACGAGGUCCACGUCUACACCAGCAGCGAGCGGAGAGUCACAACAAGUGCACAUAUCUGGGCCGCCAGCUUCUUGGGCCAGAAGGAUGUGCCGGAGGACUUCAUCACGGUCCGCAAGGACUUACUGGACGACUCGAACGCCGCCAAGGAUGAGAUGGACAAGGUGAAGAAGAAGCUCAAGGGGCUGCUGCGCAAGGGGAACGAGCGCCCGCCGCAGUUCGCGUGGCCGGAGAACAUGCCCGAGCCUUCGGAAGUGCAGACGCGUGUGGCGCAGCUCAUGAACUACCACCGGCGGGUGAUGCACUACAACUACGGCAAGCUAUACAGCGGCGCCGUCAACUCCCUGAACGCCAUAUCCAACCCGGGCGGGGAAAAGACCACGGUCGAGGGCGGCUCUAACUCGUCCCUGGCCUCGUCCCUGGCCUCGUCGCUCUCCCAGGCCAACGCGGUAAACAGCAUCCAGGCUCGUUGGUGCUGCGGUGAAGAUGCCGAGCUGUUCCGUGAGAGGUGGGAGAAAUUGUUCACCGAGUUCUGCGACGGGGACAAGGUGGAUCCCAGCAAGAUCUCGGAGCUAUACGACACGAUGAAGUUCGAUGCCUUGCACAACCGCCAGUUUCUCGAGUGGGUGUUCACGCCGCCAAAGAGCAUGCUCGAGGAGGAGUACGGAAUCUUGUUUUCCGGCGGGAGCGGCAAAGAGGGCAAGACGAGUCCGCAGGCUUCAGCUUCGAAGAAGGAAACCGAGGAUGGUGGUGCAUCAGGGGUGAAGGCUCCGGAUGACCCCAAGGCGGAGAAGGGCCAACCCGGCGCCUUGAUAGAGAAGAUUGACAAGUCGGAUGCGAACAAAGCCGUCAAGCGUAUCUUCCGUCGCCGGUCGUGGAUGAACGGACUCCGCCACGCAGAGGAAGCUCCUCCCGAGCAGUACUUCCAUCUGUUCAAGGGGACACAUCAGACAAAGGCCAAGACAGACGCCAAGUUCGAACCGCUGAGGGAACUAUAUCAGCUUGCCAAAGUGCUUUUCGACUUCAUCUGCCCGCAGGAGUAUGGUAUAUCGGACAGCGAAAAGCUCGAAAUCGGACUUCUAACCUCCCUCCCCCUGCUGAAGGAGAUUGUGCAGGACCUCGAAGAAAUGCAGGCGUCGGACGAGGCGAAGGGGUUCUUCUACUUCACCAAGGAAUCGCACAUCUACACGCUGCUCAACUGCAUCCUAGAGGGCGGCAUCGAGACCAAGAUCAAGCGCAGCACCAUCCCCGAGCUCGACUACCUCUCCCAGAUCUGCUUCGAGCUGUACGAGUCCGAGACCAAGAUACCGGCGAACCCGGCCACCGGCACCGACGAGACCCCGAGCUUUGCCUACAGCAUCCGCAUCACCAUCAGCCCCGGAUGCCACGUCUUCGACCCGCUGGACGUCCAGCUCGACAGCAAGCACUGCAUUGGGUGCGCGCCGCGCCGGAGCCUGACCCCUCACGGAGACUGGAAGCAGGUCAUCGAGACCCUGAGGGCAAAGUUCCAUCAAGUAAAGCUGCCCAAGACGUUCCUUGCAGUCAACCUGUCGGAGGCGUUCUCGUUUCAGGAAAGGCAGAACAGCGACCACGAGUUGCUGGAGAUGAAGGGUCUCGAACGCGCGACGGCGUCGGCGACUCCUCUCGCUGGGGAAGAAGGUGGUGCCAUUCAGCAGCCGGCACAGGUCGGCGACCCCCCAGAGGCGGGCCAACAAGUAGAGGAGAUGACACCAGGCAAAAGCUAACCAGGGCUGGCGCGCCGGCUUACUGCCAGCCUCGAGGCGAAAGGGUGGUGGGGAGGGGGCGGCCGGGCGAGGCGGGCUUUUCCACCCAGGGAUAACAUGACGUUUGUGAGGGUUGGGAUCGGGAACACGGCGAGCAUCGUCAUUCGUGAGGCCCAACUCGAACUCGUCAUAGCUGAGGAAGUCGAACAUUUGUCACACCAUCUAGGUGCUCAAACUCGGUGUAAAUCCUGUGUAAUUGACCACCUCAGAAAAGGGGACGUUCAGUAAGUAGGUAGAUAAUAUUAUUUACGGCUACGCGGCCCGUGCCUUGUUCGUCCAAGCCCCAAGUUCAUGUAUAAUACAACCAAAAAGGGACUCGCACGGCUCCCCGAAAUGGUAGAAGGGAUUGCCUCGGUGCUGCGUCAGAAAGUCCCUGACAUGGGGAACGUCGAUCAUCCAUCGUGGUCAAUGC